AUGAUCCCAUCCUUCCUGAAGGGGAAAAUGACUCAUCCAAGUGCAUCGUCGUCGGCAUUCACCAGCGAUGAUGAGGUACUGAGCCAAGAAGAAGACUUCUCUACUACCAAUAAGCGAAAACUUGUGGAUAUGCUUCAAAAUUCAAGCUCAAGCGCAGUUUCAAAACUCAUCACCAAAAACAAGGAACGAAAAGAAAAGGAAGAACAAACAAAGAAGAAACAGAAAUUUAUCAAAGAAUCAAAUAUAAUGAAGGAAAUUGAAGAACGAAUUCAAAGGAUUGCAACAGUUAGUCACUCAAGUGAUGAAAACAAUCAUCAUGACAAUCAUGAAGAGGAUGAAUGGGAGGAAUUUACUCAACCACAAGAGGAUGAGGAUGGUGACAUGGAAGAAUUCUCCUCCUCAUUACAAGAACAUGAAAGAAUGCAAGACGACGAUGAGAAAGAAGAUGAUUCUCUUCAUAUUACGAUCAAGAAUGAAGAACAUUCCAAGAAGACAAAAAAAGUCAUCCAUCGAAAAUCCAAAGGAGAACAUCGACUUCUUUCCAUUAUGAAUUUGACUCACAUGAUACUCUAUUUUAAUUUUUAUUAUUUAUUGAAUGAAUACAUUUCAUGGGAAUGUGAGGAAGUGAAAGGAGUGAUUUUAAGUCUAUUGGAAAGUCUCAAAUCAUUCACGAGUACCACCACCACCACCACCACUAGCACUACUAGUACCACUAACACCCCCAAUACUAACAAUAACACCACCUCUCCCUUUUCAACGAUUGAAUCAUGUGUGGAAUGGGUCUAUGAAACCUUCACCUUUCACAAGUUUAAAAAACAUUCUUUUUACAAAUUAUUGGUGGAUGAGAAGGAUCAAAUUUCUACACAUUUGAAAAAUCUUGAAAUUCAUAAUAUAUGUGAAUUAUACAUUGCAGUCAUGUUAGUAUUGAUCUACUCUGGAUACACUGUGAGAUUUGUUGCAAGUUUAGAACUUUCACCAUUACUAUUCAUGGAAACGAAGAAAAAAAAGAAAAAAAAAAAGAAACAUUUUGAACAUGAUAUUUGGUUAGAAGUAAAUGAUCCAAAAGAAAAACAACAUGAAACUCGAUUACAUUACACAACCAUUGAAUUAGGUCAAAAAGAACCCAUCAUUGAAAAUACAACAUUGAAUAUUGAAGCCGUUGAAAAACUUUACAAAAAGAUGAGCAAAACUUUAUGUGAAUAUCCCAUUGUAGUGGUUUCCUUUGAUUAUCUUGGAAAGAUUCAAGAUAAGAGAUUUAAUGAUGAUCCUAAUAAUGGAAAUGAUCAUUCAGAAAAGAGUAAUGAUGAUAGUAGUCGCGAUCAUGUAAAUGAUGAUUUUCAUUCAGAAAUGUCAAUCAAGAGUGAAAGUGGUGGUGAUGUUAGUGGUGGUGAUGGAAGUGAUGAUCGAAGUGAUGAUCUAUUUCAUUACGUCAUUCGAGAUGUUACUCCAAAACAUUUUCUAUGUAAACCUCCAAGUACUUUGAUUGGAAAAGAGAAUUAUCAAUAUGUUGAACAUGCCAUGAAAGAAUUACUUGAUGAAAUCAAUGAGAAGAAUUAUUCAAAGUAUGAUGAUUCAACCACUCUCAGAAUUCAACGAAUGAAGAAUGCUGCUACUAGUCCUCCUUCUUCAAUGACGACUCGAUUGAAAAGCAAAGUGAAUCAUGAUUUCAUCAUUGAGAAUGUCAUGCAACAACAAGAGGAUGUGAUUCUCCUCUCACACCAUUCUCAUCCUCCUUCUCCUCCUUCUCCUCCUUCUCCUCAUCCUCCUCAUCCUCCUCUUCAUUUGGCAUCAUCGAUAGCAUUGAGUAAUAGUACUACUUCAACAAGUAGUAGUAGUAGUAGUAGUACUAUUACGAGUAGUGGUGGUGCUACACGUGAUUCGAAUCAUCACUUGGACCACUACAAGGACACGAAGACAUUUAUGAAUUCUUUUUCUAAAAUUUUAACCAAUCCAUUCAUUGAAAAAGAUUCUCUACUCAUUCAAAGUAUUCUCACUCAAAUGGAAUUGGAAGUUCCUUCUUCCAUUCAAGACUUUCAAACACAUCCCAUUUAUGUCAUUGACAAGUUCAUUCCAAAAUAUGAAGGAAUGUAUCCAAAAGAUGUUGAACCAGUGUGUGUGGUAAAAAACCAUAAUGUCUAUUUGAGAUCCUCAUUGAAACCUCUUCACACCAAAGAUCGAUGGCUUCGAGAUGAAAUGAAAAAAGUCAAAGAUCAUGAAAAACCUUACAAAAUAGUCAAGUCAGCCAAAUUUAGUAAACACUCGGAAUAUACCGAGUUGUUUGGAGAGUGGCAAACAGAACCCUAUUCCGUUCCAAUGGUUACUCUCAAUGAUCCCAUUCCAAAGAGUGAAAAGGGAACUUAUGAAUUGUGGAAUUCAAACUUUUUACCACAAGGAUGUAGUCAUAUCAGUACAGCCAAUACUCCUCUCAAAGGUUUAACAAUUGUUGCACGAAAAUUAGGAAUUGAUUAUGCAAGAGCAAUGGUUGGAUUUGAAUUUAGACAAAAACGUAGUAUUCCAAAAUAUGAUGGAAUUAUUGUUCACUCUGAAAAUGAACAAGUGUUAAGAGAAGCUUAUGUGGCCUAUGAAAAGAAACGACUUGAAAAGAUGAAAAAGAAGAAACAGGAUCGAAUUAUGAAUAAUUGGUGUAAACUUGUGAGAGGUUUAUUAGCAAGAGAAUAUGUCAAGGAUAAAUAUUUGAAUAAGAAGGAAGAAGUAUUCUUGAGAGAUGUCAUUGAAGUGAUGGAUGAUGGUGAGGAUGGUGUUGGUGUCGCUAGUAGUAGUAGUAGUAGUACGAGUGGUUCUGGUCUUGUUGCUAGUAGUAGUAGUAGUACGAGUGGUCAUAAUGGUGGUAGUAAUGGCAAUGGCACAGAAGAUCAUCACCAUGAACACAAGAAAGAAGAAACAAAGACUUCUUCUCCACCAAAAGUGCAACGAAUGCUUGCCAGUGGAAAAAUUGUAGAGUUUGAACAGUUAUAA
This is a messenger RNA of Naegleria fowleri, 2976 nucleotides long. RefSeq lists its product as uncharacterized. The record is from RefSeq and is a predicted model, not a curated record. Bases 1 to 2976 code for a protein of 991 amino acids. Gene Ontology annotation, molecular function: damaged DNA binding; single-stranded DNA binding. Gene Ontology annotation, biological process: nucleotide-excision repair; mismatch repair. Lineage: Eukaryota; Heterolobosea; Eutetramitea; Acrasida; Naegleriidae. Gene Ontology annotation, cellular component: nucleus; XPC complex; cytoplasm. The transcript is spliced from 2 exons.